Molecule: messenger RNA, 1227 nt
Organism: Eufriesea mexicana
Lineage: Eukaryota; Metazoa; Arthropoda; Insecta; Hymenoptera; Apidae
Product: L-lactate dehydrogenase
Exons: 8
Coding region: 1-1227 (408 amino acids)
Biological process (GO): pyruvate metabolic process; lactate metabolic process
Cellular component (GO): cytoplasm
Molecular function (GO): L-lactate dehydrogenase (NAD+) activity
Source: RefSeq, a predicted model, not a curated record
AUGGUUCUGUCGCGCAUGCUGUCGAUUUCGUCGCUGCCGACAUGUCUGAAAUGCACCAUAUCUCUGAUAUCGAGAAGAAGCUUUGCAACUAGACACACGCGUCGCAGGCUACCGCCAACUAUACUCAAGGACAUCUUCGCCGGGGGCAAGUCGAACAAAUUCGCGUCCGCUGAUUUCGGCAAAGACGCCACCGCUGGAUCUGACUUACAGAGAGCGGUCAGUUUCGUACCACUAUGUUUGAAGGAAGAGCUGCUGUGCAAGUUUUCGGAACCGGUGCGAGACUGCUGUCACAAGGUGACGAUCGUGGGGUCCGGCAUGGUCGGCGUGGCCAUCGCGAACUCGCUUCUCUUGCAGAACAUCACCGCGCAUCUCGCUAUGGUGGAUGCAUUCCCGAAGAAGCUGGAAGGGGAGGGAAUGGAUUACAGCCACGGCUCGGUAUUUUUAGAUGAUCCACGCAUAGAAUACGACACAGACUUCUGUAUCACCAGCAACUCGAAGGUGAUCGUGAUUGCAGCCGGCGUGAGGCAAGGCAGGGGCGAAUCCCGGCUGGAGCUGGUGCAACGAAAUUCGGAGAUAUUGAAGAACAUAAUACCGACUCUCGUUGGUUACAGUCCCAACGCUGUGUUCCUGAUCGUCAGUAACCCAGUUGACGUUUUGUCGUGGGUAGCGUGGAAAGUGAGCGGAUUACCAGCGAGCCGAGUAAUCGGAAGUGGAACUCAUCUCGAUUCAGCAAGGUUUCGUUACUUAAUCGCCGAUCGUCUAGGAAUAGCUCCGAGCUCGGUUCACGCGUACAUCGUCGGCGAACACGGGGACAGUCAGGUUCCACUCUGGUCUGGCGUGAAUGUCGCGGGCGUGCAAUUUCGCGACAUCCUGCCUAAUAUCGGCCUGGAGACCGACGAGGAGAGAUGGUUCGAGAUUUCCAAGGAAGUGAUCAGGCUUGGUCCCACUGUGAGAUGUCUGAAAGGCUACUCCAACACGGCAGUUGGUCUAUCGGUUGGCGACAUCGUGUCGGCCAUUCUGAAGAAUUCGCAGAGGGUUAUUCCGGUUUCGACCAUGAUCCAAGGUCACCACGAGGUCUGUCACGAGAUCUUCCUGUCCCUGCCCUGCACCCUCGGCGAGAACGGCAUCACGAACAUCGUGCGGAUGCGCAUCACAGAGUUCGAGAAGAAACUGUUCCAAACAUCGGCGAACGUCGUCUACAACGUUCAAAAGGAAAUCAAAACGUGA